Messenger RNA from Paralichthys olivaceus (Japanese flounder), 2631 nucleotides. NCBI's taxonomy places the organism in Eukaryota, Metazoa, Chordata, Actinopteri, Pleuronectiformes, Paralichthyidae. The record is from RefSeq and is a predicted model, not a curated record.
GGCACCGGACGUGCCAGACGCCUCCAGGAGCACGACAGCAGCUACGCCGACAGCUCGGUAAAACUAAUGAGACUGACCAGGGGUACGUCCAUCUCUUUACCGUCCUCACCUCUUCUCCCUCGCCAGACCGACAUGGCCUCCUCCCAAUCCUGCAUUAAGUUCCAAGGACGGGUAAAGAAGCUUGAGUAUGAGGAGGGCUCUUCCAGUGCGAGGGAACCUCUUGUCUUUGCCUCGUGCCGUGGCAAGACAGACCACAGAGACCUCCACGUGGAGCCCCAGCUGGGCUCCUCCCUUUCUACCCAGGAACUGAUGACCAGACUAUGCUUCUUAUUGGGAGAAGCAACGCCUGGACCUGCUAGCUCUCCUAUGGAGGACAGGAGGGAAAAGAAGUGUGACACCUCUGCCCAGGGGGGGAGUCCCAGCUCCACUCUGACCUGCAGCACCGCCUCCCCCUGUUCAGAGAGCCCCUCUUCUACUUUGAGCACCAGUGCUGGAGGCCCACAUCCGCCCCAGCCUUUACCCCUACCCUCACCCCAGUGCAGCUCCAGCACCAGCCCCAGUGGAACUCUCUCCAGCCCCGUACCCAGCCCUGCCCCCGGUUCUGCCCCAGGACCCUUCCCCGAGAGCAGCCCUGGGCCCCUCUCUCAAAGCCCCACCUCCACCCUGGAGAGCAAGGACAGUGGAAUCAUAGCAACCAUCACAAGUUCCUCUGAGAAUGAGGAGCGCAGCGCCUCCAGUGAGUUCCUGACGAAGGACGAAGGCCCGGUGGGCGGUGCUGGUGUAAUGGGCCAUGACAGCGAGGACCGCCAUGUUGGGCCGAUGAAGGACAAUCUGACCGCCCACCCAGAUGAGGCCUUACCUCGGACCGACAUCAUGGAGCCCAGGACGCCACCAGCUCCAAAAAGGCCCCUCCCACAGCACCACGUGCACAGCACUUCCUCCCUCGUGAUGCCUCGGCCAAAUUCUGUGGCAGCAACCAGCUCCACUCGACUGGAGGAUUUGAGUUUUCUGGACCAUCAAAGAGCCACUGGACACAGAGGCUCCGUUCGCAAACACUGCACCGCUGGACGCACAAGUGAUGACUCCAAAGGGAGGUUGGUGGCCUUCAGACAAGCCGACAUCAUGCUGAAGCCGCUACUGUUUGAAGUCCCCGGCAUCACCCCGGAAACGGCGUUCGUUGGACGGGAUUGGCUGUUCACGCGUCUGGAGGAGGUCCUGAGGAAGACGAGCAGCUGUGAGGGACGCGGUGCUGUCAUCGUGGGCAACGCAGGAUCCGGCAAGACCGCCAUCAUCUGGCGGCUGGUGACGCUCAGCUGUCACGGCAUGCGGACGCCACAGGGGGGUCCCAGCAUCCUUCACAGCCCCAGCUCCUCCCCUAAAUGUGGGGAUAAGUCUGGUAAAGCAGGCUCCAAACAGCCAGCAGAAUCCCAGCCCAACCUGAGUGCUGCUGCAGGAGCAAGCGAUAGUGCAGUACAGAGGAAGGAGGCUGUCAGAAGCAUCGCUGCCAAGGUGGUCGCCUACCACUUCUGUCAGGCCGACAACACCUACACCUGCCUGGUACCUGAGUUUGUGCACAGCGUUGCCGCCCUGCUGGCCAGAGCACCACAACUUAGCCCAUACAGGGAGCUGCUGGUUCAAGAGCCUCAUCUACAAAACACACUCAGCCUGCGAUCCUGCGUCCAAGACCCCAUUGCUGCCUUCCGAAAGGGAGUCCUGGAGCCGAUAGCCAGCCUGCGCAAGGAGCGGAGGCUGCCUGAAGAAGACUACAUCAUAUUGGUCGACAGCCUUAAUGAGGCAGAGUUCCAUAAACCAGACUAUGGGGACACCAUCGCCACGUUCAUCACCAAAAUCAUCUCCAAGUUUCCACACUGGCUCAAAUUGGUGGUCACAGUCCGGACAGGCCUCGUGGAAAUCACCACCCUCCUUCCCUUCUCUGGCAUCUCUCUGGACAUCCUGCCCGACAGCAGUGACCUGGGAGCGGACCUCAGCGACUACAUCCAUCACCGGGUCAGCAGCAGCACCCAGGUCGCCUCCAACGUCACCACGCCAACAGGCUCUGCCCCCGAUCCGCUGAUCCUCAGCAAGUUCAGCAGCCACCUGUCAACACGGAGCCACGGCUCCAUCCUUUAUCUUCAGCUGACCUUGGACCUGUUCCACAAAAGUCACCUGGCUCUGAAAGGAGGAAACUACCUGGUGGUGCCUGUCUCCCUGUCAGAGGUGUACCUGCUGAUGUGUCGUGUGAGCUUUCCGGAUAAAGAGCUCUUUGAACGGAUUCUCCCGGUGCUAAAUGUGGCGCUGGCUUCUCUGCACCCACUGACUGAUGAGCAAAUGUUCAGGGCACUGAAUGCAGGCUGUGUGAGGGGGGGGCUGGAGUGGAAGGACUUCCAGCAGAGAUUAGACAGCCUGGCUGGAUUCAUGGUCCGACGCAGGGAUGGCACACGGAUGCUGUGUCAUCCCUCCUUCAGAGAGUGGCUGGUUUGGAGAGCAGACGGAGAGAGCACGGACUUUCUUUGUGAGCCAAGGAGUGGCCACGCCCUCCUGGCCUUCAUGUUCUCCAGACAGGAGGGCAAACUGAACCGGCAGCAGACCAUGGAACUGGGACACCACAUCCUCAAGGCUCACAUAUUCAAG